CAAUAAGAGAAAUUAACUAAAAAGAAAUCAGAUCAUCAAUUUCACAUUAAAAUGUGUGCCAUUGCAUUAUCAUGGACUACGGCAAUGGCCUUCAAGAAAAAGCAGCCAAUUGCUAGUAAUCAUUUUUCCUUUGAUAGAAAAUUACUCUCCUUUAACUUGGUUUCUUCUAAGGGACCUGAGCUUUGUAGAUUCAAAUGCAAGGCUCAAGUUGAUGACCAGAUUAUUAUUAGUUCAGUUGAAAGACGAUCUGGAAACUAUAAACCUUCCUCUUGGGACUACAAUUUCAUUCAAUCUUUGAGCACCGAAUACGAGGACGAGAGGUAUUUGAAAAGGGUGUCUGAACUCAUAGAGCACGUGAAGAUGAUUUUGGACGACGAAACAAUGGAAGAUGUUGGAAAAUUGGAGUUGAUUGAUGACUUGGAGAGGCUUGGUAUUUCUUAUCACUUUGAGGACAAAAUCAAUGAAGUUUUGAAACAAAUCCAUGGUCAAGGCUGGUCAAAACGUGAAAUGGAUUUGGGCACUACAGCUCUUGGAUUCAGACUCCUUCGAAAACAUGGAUUUAGCAUUUCUCAAGAAGUGUUUGAUCGUUUCAAGAAUGAAAAGGGUGAAUUCAAGACGAACCUUGGUGAUGAUACAAAAGGGUUGUUACAGCUAUACGAAGCUUCUUUCUUGUUGAUGCGAGACGAGGAUACCUUGGAGCUAGCAAUAAAUUUUUCCACCAAAUUUCUCAAGAAAAAAAUUGAAAAUGAAGGUAUUGAUCAGGGAAUAUUCAUGGAUGAACAUCUAUCCAUAUUAGUGCGCAAAGCCUUGGAGCUCCCACUUCAUUGGAGGGUUCAAAGGCCAAAUACAAGAUGGUUCAUAAAUUCCUACGAAAUCAAGCCAAAUAUGAAUCCGAUUGUGCUGGAACUUGCCAAAUUAGACUUCAACAUUGUUCAAGCAACCCAUCAAGGGGAACUAAAACGACUCUCCAGGUGGUGGGAGCAAACACGCCUAACAGAAAAGAUGCCAUUUGCAAGGGACAGACUCGUGGAGUGUUACUUCUGGGCCACUAGUGGGAUGUACAAUGUCGAAAAUGGAUAUGCAAGAAUUAUGUCCGCCAAAUUCAAUGCCUUAAUAACCGUAAUUGAUGAUAUGUUUGAUGUCUAUGCUACCUUAGAAGAAUUGCGACUCUUUAACAAUGCAAUUCAGAGGUGGGACAUUGAAGCAAUAGGCAAACUCCCAGACUAUAUGCAAAUAUGUUUUCUAGCACUCAACAACUUCGUCGAUGAGAUGGCAUACGAUAUUCUUAAAGAAAAGGGGUUUCUCGCCAUUCCACAUUUGAGAAAAUCGUGGGCAGAUUUAUGUCGAACAUAUUUACAAGAGGCAACAUGGCACUCCACAGGUUACAAACCAAAACUCCAAGAAUAUAUCGACAAUGCAUGGAUUUCAAUAUCAGCUCCUGUUAUACUGACCCACGCAUAUUUUUUUGUGACGUAUCCUAUACACAAUGAGGCUAUUAGAAGCUUAUACGGAUAUCACAACAUAGUUCGAUGCUCAUCCAUGAUUCUAAGGCUUGCGAAUGAUCUCGGCACAUCUCCGGAUGAGAUGAAAAGAGGUGAUGUGCCAAAGGCGAUCCAGUGUUACAUGAAUGAAACUGGUGCAAGUGUGGACAAGGCACAAGCGUAUGUUAGGUUUCUAAUACACGAGACAUGGAAGGAGAUGAAUGAAGAACGAGUGUUGGCAAGUUGUGCAUUCCAAAAAGAAUUUGUCAAGGCUGCACUUGAACUUGGGAGAAUGGCACAAUAUAUGUACCAGUAUGGAGACGGCCAUGGAAUGCACUUCCCUCAAAUGGAAGAUCGUAUUUCGAGUUUGUUGUUCGAGCCUAUGAAGUUGUAAAUAUAAUUUUACUAUUUCAUUCAUGUCUUUAUGUUGCAUUUCUCUCUGUCACCUCGUAUUUACAUCUUGUAAUAGGAAAGAAAACAAAAAUUCGUCUAUUAAAUUGUUUGAUGCCAAUUGAGAAAAUUACAUCUUUCAUAUUAAAUUCAUAUUGAUUUGUGG
Striga asiatica is the source of this 2037-nucleotide messenger RNA. The record is from the annotation of a GenBank genome assembly. NCBI's taxonomy places the organism in Eukaryota, Viridiplantae, Streptophyta, Magnoliopsida, Lamiales, Orobanchaceae.